UCCAAAUGUCAUUUGUUGACAAAAUAAGUGAAAUCUGAUAAAAGCGGUACAAGUUUAUGUUGCAAAAACAGAAACCUAAAAAGAAAUUGCGAUGUUGAUAAAAAUUCAACAUUUUGAUAUAACUAGAAAAAAUAAAAACCAAAUAUUUUGAUAACAGUUUUUAUAUUUAUAAAUGUUUCCAUGUUAUCGUCAACAUUGUCUGAAAAUUCAGAAGAUGAUGAGUUGGCUGUGACAAUCAAAACAAAUAAGAGCAGUAGUUUUAUCAAAUCGAAAACUUCAUCGCCUAAACAAUUGCCUGGAUCAACCGCAUCUUCAACGCCACCAUUAGAAUCUAAAAGGAAACACGAAGCUUCUAUUGCCAAAGUUCAGACAGAAAUUAAGAAUUCAAGUGGAAAUACAUUCUUAGGAAGAAAUAUGACACCAAUGCACUUUCUUGUGUUAUACAAUAGGGAAAUCUUGUGUUUCCUAACAUUAUUUCUGACAACUUAUGCAACAUUUCACAACAAGUAUGCCAAUAAAACACCAUAUUAUCCCAUAACUUCAUUACCAAUUUUUGAUAAGGAUUCCAUAGUUGAUGAAUAUUUCAAAGGAGAAUUAACACCAUUGCAAACAAAAGUAAGCGUGUCUGGAAUAUCAGCGGUUCUUUUUUAUGCUCCGUGGAGCUCAAAUAGCUUAUAUGUUAAGCAAUAUUUUGAAAAUUUGGCGAGAAUUUUCCAACACGAAAUUUAUUUUGCUGCUGUAAACUGCUGGCAACCAGGUGGAGAAUGUCGUAUGCUUCAUAGCAAAGUAAAAUCAUGGCCAGUUUUGGUUGUUUAUUAUCCUAAGUCACUAGCAGUGCAAUAUAAUGGGCCUUGGCAAUUGGGUCCUAUUUACAAAUUUUUAGUCGGGGUGUUAAGACCUAUUCACAGAUUACAUUCAUUUGAUGAAUUGAAACAUUUUAACAUACAUAAUUCGGUCUUAAUCGUUGGAUUUUUUUCGAAGAUAAGCGGAAAGUAUCAAAAUUUUUAUCAAUCUGCAGCUAAGUGGUUGGAAUAUGAUCCUUUGCAGGAUGUAAAAUUUUGCGUUGUUGUUGGUGAUGUUUUAAAAGACUUUAAUAUUAAGAAUGAAAGUGAAAUUCAUAUUUUUUACCGAGGUGAAAAGCUACCAGAAACCUUUUCUAGUUGGUCAACAAAUUCUAUAUUUAAUACAGUUAAAAAACAUACUAAACCAUUAAAAAAAUAUUGGAAUGGAUUUCACAGACAAGAUAAUGAAAAUUUACAAAAUAUUUUACAAUCGAAUCCUGCGUUGUUAUUAUUUGUCAAAAGAGAUUAUUUGCAUAAUAAUAAUACAGCAGAAAUCUUAAUAAAUGAAGUGAUAAAAUUUCAAGAAAAUAAACUAAAAUCUUUUGUGUCAGAAGAACAGACAUCUUUGAAUAAUAUUAGUGCCAGUGGUAAUAUAAUAACACGUAAAACAGAAAUUAACCAAACUUUAUCAUAUUUUUUAUUAGACAUAUUCAUGUAUUAUAAAUUAGCAUUCCAAUUGGGUUUAACAAAUUUUAAUUUUAAAUUACAACAAUCUACUGCAGUGAUAAUUGAUAAUGCAAAAGAGUCAGUUUUUGUGUUUCCUCAAAAUACUCCACUUAUGAAUGAAACUUUAAAACAGUUUGUUGAUGAUUAUGAAUCAGAUCAUAUGAAGAGAAAUUUUCGAAAUAAGGAUAUACCAAAAAUAAAUAAUGUGCAAAACGAUAAUAUCAACAUUCCAGAAAUUAAUGGAACAAAAUUUAUUGAACUUUUGCAAUAUCCGCUUAAAAAUCAGUCAACAUCUAUUAUAUUAAUUACAUCAGCGACCUGUUCAUUAUGCGUCAGUAUGAAGUUAAACCUUUUAAAAUUAUCAAAAGUUUUCGAAAAUUUACCUGUAUCAUUUUAUACAAUUGAUGGUAAUAAUAAUGAUUUUGCUUGGCAAUAUACCAUGGGACAAUAUCCAACUUUAUUAAUAAUUCCAAAAAUGAACAAAUACCAAGUUAUAAUUGAUGAUAUAAGAAUUUUGCCAUACCACAUAGAGCCAAACGAAAAAAAUAUACUUGGUUUUAUAAUGGCUAAUUUAGAAAUACCAGAGAGAUUAUUUGGAAUGUUAGAAUAUUGUGGAUAUUUAAAAAUUUCUAAUGGCUUUUACAAUUGCUUAAAAAAGACUCGUCAAACAAUCGAAUCUAUUAUUAGUGAGCAACUAAAUUUGUGGAGGAAUUACACAACAAGGCGAAAAUGUAUUGAAAAUAAUUUAGAGAUACUUAGAAAUUUAUAUUACGAGCUGUUAAAUGCGAAAAAUCGGAAUGAUAUUCAACACACUUUUUCAAUUAUAAAACAAAACCAAAUUGAUAUUAGGUUUGCCUGUGACAAUGAAAUUUUGAACAAAAAUCUUAUAACUAGUUAACAUUUGUUGAAUAAUUUUUUUAAAGGGAAUAAAUAAUUUUCCAUGUAAUAUACGGCUACCAAGAAAUAGAAAUAAAAGAAAC
This is a messenger RNA of Condylostylus longicornis, 2488 nucleotides long. RefSeq lists its product as uncharacterized. Bases 181 to 2406 code for a protein of 741 amino acids. The transcript has a single exon. Lineage: Eukaryota; Metazoa; Arthropoda; Insecta; Diptera; Dolichopodidae. The record is from RefSeq and is a predicted model, not a curated record.